Penaeus monodon (black tiger shrimp) is the source of this 450-nucleotide messenger RNA. Its product is annotated as glycine receptor subunit alpha-2-like. Gene Ontology annotation, biological process: monoatomic ion transmembrane transport; regulation of membrane potential; nervous system process. Gene Ontology annotation, cellular component: neuron projection; synapse; membrane. Gene Ontology annotation, molecular function: transmembrane signaling receptor activity; neurotransmitter receptor activity; monoatomic ion channel activity. NCBI's taxonomy places the organism in Eukaryota, Metazoa, Arthropoda, Malacostraca, Decapoda, Penaeidae. Bases 1 to 450 code for a protein of 149 amino acids. The record is from RefSeq and is a predicted model, not a curated record. The transcript has a single exon.
AUGCACGUUGAGCCGUACAUCAGUCAGGAGCCGUACUCGGGGCUGAGAGUGGUCGUGCAGCUGAAGCACUUGUACGCCUCGCAGAUCCUCACCAUCUUCAUCCCAACAACCGUCAUCAACCUCAUCACGUACGCCACUUUCUUCUUCAAGUGGUACGACUUCAAUAACUGCGUGAUGGUUUCCCUGACAACUCUCCUGGUCCUCAUGACUCUCUUCUCUCAGGUCUCCGACGCUCUCCCAAAGACUUCGUACUUCAAGCUGGUUGAUAUCUGGUUCUUCACAUCCAUCCUAUUCACCUUCAUCAUUAUCGUGUGCCAUACAAUAGUCGAGUACCACCACAAGUACGACCAUGAGAUCGAAGCCGAGGAGAGAGAGCGACUCUUCCUCAGGAUGAACCUUCAUCAACGAAGAGGAGGAGGACGAGAGGAAACAUUACGAGUCCGCGCCUGA